CUAAAGGCAAUGUAGAAUCACACAAACAGGUACAGACGAACACACCUUAGGAUCUGUAACAAGCUGGACCUGUCGGAUGAUCUGUUCCAAUUUUUCAUCCUUUUUUGUUUUGAUGUCACUCUAGGAGGCCUGUUAAUAGAAGAAGGCGACACUAUAUUCUGAGUUAGAGCGUUUUUCUUGCAAGCAUUCUCUUGGGUCCAUGGAUUGUAAACCGCUUCUACGUUCGUCCAUUAUUCCAGAGCCUACAGACCUUCUUCAUUCAGAAGUAUGGACUCAAAGUAGCUCGGAGAACAACCUCAACUUUAUUUGUGAAUUCAAGCCUGAGCCUGGUCCACCACAGACAUCAGAUGAAGAAGACUGCAGUAACGUGGACUGCAAGUCAGUUUCAGUCCUUAUCCCUGCGCAGUGCAGCAUCUACCAGCUGAGACUACGCAUCUGCAUACAGGCUCAGGAACAAAACUGCCAUCCAGACCCACUGUCAAUACUGGAUCCACAGAAAUACACUCUGCUUUAUGCCAGGGGAAAAGACUGGUAUGAGGCCUACGAUGACUGUCAAGUUAUCAGGACGCUGGACAUCCCAUGGUCAUGUGACGACACUGGCCGUCUGUCAGCUCACAUAGUUGUCACACCACCGGUGGCAGUCAAUUCAAAGAAGAAGCAGAAACAGCAGGAGCUUCUGAGUUACCUGAUUGGUUAUGAUCUCGAGAAAGCAGUCUCAGACAGACUUGAUGAGCUCACAUUCACUCGCAGAAAACUGGCAGCUCCCAGAAGACAAGAGCUGAGGAAUCGGGAUGAUGAGUUUUACGCGACAGAACCUUGGAUCACAUGCGCCCCCAUCCCAAAUGAGCUCCAAGAUCAGCUUAAAAGGAAGUUCCCUGUUACCUUCCAUUACUUGAGCCAGAUCAGCUACAGCAUACAAGCUGAUUUUAGUGCAACACCAAAUGUUCUUCUUCAGGUAUUUAGAAGGGUAAUGAAUGACCGGGGGACUGAAUAUGACAGUUCUGUUCCCCUAGUGUUGAAAGUUUCAGGACGAGAGGAGUUUUUAACUGGAGACAAUGUCCUCAGUGAUUUCCUCUGGGUUCGAGAGUGUCUGAAAGCAAAUCAAGACCUCCAUCUGUCUGUGGUGCCUGUGUCACAGUUUGUGAAUGAGAUGGUCACGUUCGUAGACUGGCCGCUUGUUGAUGGUUUUAGUGGCCAGUUCAGCUCACACGAAGAUCUCCGCCUUGACAAGAAAGAUCUGGAUGACAUCUUCAUGAUAUCUUUGUGGGAUUGCAACAGAAAAUUGCGUGUCAAACUGCUUGGUUUUGACAUGCCAGAAGUUCCAAUCAAAUAUCCCCAGUCUGUUUAUGUAGAAGUCUCCAUACUUUAUGGCAACAAAGUCCUUGCAUCAGUGGCCUCCCUUCCCAAGGCCUUUGCAGAUGAGGUGCUCUGGAAUGAGUGGCUGGAGUUUGAUGUUCUUCUUAGUGAUCUGCCACGUGGAGCAAAGCUGGGUUUUACGAUUAACGCCAGCGCUAGUGACAGUGUCUCAGUGGCUAAAGAGCAAAAGCCUUCAUCAAUGAAAGACACAAAGUCCUCAACAAACAAAGAAUCAAAGUCUCCAAAAACUAAAGAUGCAAAACCAGACCUGCAGAAAGGGAGAGGGAGGGUGCUCUACUUUGUCAAUCUUCUCCUAAUAGAUCACAGGUCUGUCCUCAGUCAGGGCCCCCACACCCUCCACAUGUGGCCCUACCCUGAGCAGGAGGAAGAGGCCAUCACUUACCAGGCAGACAAAUUGUCUUCUGCUACUAACCCAGACAUAGAAAAGUCCAUGGCUAUCACCUUUCUCCUCGACCGCUACAGCUUCCCUGUUGUUCUCCCAAACAUGUUCAGUCUCUCUGAGGGUUCCAGCAGUCCUACUUCCAGUCUUUCUCCAACAAACCCUACAGCUUCAGCCACACCCUCACCGAGUUCAACUUUCCCCAACACAGAUUGCUCCUCUCCGAAUGUGAAUUCUCCUCCACUGACUGAGGGUGUAAACCUCAGAUCCACAUCUUCAGCGCACACCGGCAACCUCAGAAGAUUCAGGGAGGAGAGUGUCCGCUAUGCAUCCAACCUUCCCCAGUUCUUGCGCAGUGUUGAUUGGAUGAACCGUAGAGUGGUUGAGGAUGUCCACUGGCUUCUGGGAAAUUUGGAUGCUGCUGAUCUGGACUUAACAGUAGCCCUGGAGCUAUUGAGCAUGGACUUUGCUGAUGAAAGAGUGAGGAGACUAGCCAUUGAGAGAUUAGAAACUUUGUCCAACGAUGACGUACUGAAGUAUUUGCUGCAGCUGGUGCAGACGCUCAAAGUUGAACCUUACCACGACAGUUUCCUUGCUCGGUACCUCAUCCAACGAGCUUUGCGGAGCAAGAGAAUUGGCCACUUUUUCUUCUGGUACGUUCGCAGUGAAGUGGCAGGAUGUCCUUAUUUUCGCCAGCGCAUGGCUGUGAUUUUGGAGGCCUACCUGUUGGGCUGUGGACAGGCUUUAAUUGACAGCUUCACCCUGCAGGUCCAGGCUGUGGAGGCCAUGCAGAAAGCUGCAAUAGAGAUUAAGACUCAGUACCCCGACAAGACUGACCUCCCCCCUACUGCUCCUCUUAAGCUACAAGAGCUCCUGAGAGAAAGUAGUCUACCAGAUGAGUUUGUGUUGCCUUUUGAUCCUCGGGUCAAAGCAGGAAGGAUCCUGCUGGACAAAUGCAAAGUGAUGGCCUCAAAGAAGAAACCUCUGUGGCUGGAGUUUGCUCCCAUGCCUUCACCUACUUCUGCCACACCUGUAGGAAUCAUCUUCAAACAGGGGGACGACCUCAGACAGGACAUGCUGGUCAUCCAGACGUUGGUGGUGAUGGACUCGAUCUGGCAGGAGAAAUCCAUGGACCUCAACCUCGUCCCUUACGGCUGCAUCUCCACAGGACAUAACAUAGGUGUGAUUGAAAUUGUGAGGAAUGCAGCAACAAUUGCUGCGGUUCAAAGGAGCCAUGGAGGAACAACUGCAGCCUUCAGAAACGAUGCUCUGUUUGAGUGGCUCAGAUCAAAGGGCCCCCUCCAGGAAAUUCACUACCAGACUGUGGAGAAGUUUGUGAAGUCCUGCGCUGGUUAUUGCGUGGCCACAUAUGUAUUGGGUAUAGGAGAUCGACAUAAUGACAACAUCAUGAUUACAGACCAAGGAAACCUGUUUCACAUUGAUUUUGGCCACAUCCUGGGGAACAGGAAGCACUUCCUUGGUGUGAGCAGGGAACGAGUCCCAUUUGUCCUCACACCUGACUUCCUGUAUGUCAUGGGGAGGGUCAAAGGUCGAAACAGCCUGUAUUUUCAGCGCUUCAGAGACACCUGCAUCCAGGCAUACCUCUCCCUGCGCUCCCACUCCCGUUUGCUCGUCACCCUCUUCUCCCUCAUGUUGCUGACGGGUAUCCCAGAGCUGAGUGCUGCAGAGGACAUGCGCUACCUGCGGGAGGCGCUCCAGGAAGAGAAGAAUGAAGCAGAGGCCCAGAGGCACUUCCUUGAGCAGAUCUCAGUCUGUGAGCAGCACGGCUGGACUGUUCAGGCCAACUGGUGGAUCCACAUGGUGGCAGGCAUCAAGUAGUCUGUCAGAAUAAUGUAUUUCUAACCACUGUUACCAAUAAUGCAACUGCAGAUGUGGAAAAGAUGAAAAAUCUGUGUUAAUGUGUUCAUCUUUCAUUAGCUUUUUAAUUACCUCCACCAAGGAGGUUAUGUUUUUGCCAGCGUUGGUUUGUUUGUUUGUUUGUCUGUCCGUGUUCGAAGUAACUUGAAAAGUUAUCGAUGAAUUUGGAUGAAAUUUUCAGGAAAUGUUGAUACUGGCACAAGGAACAAAUGAUUAAAUUUUGGUGGUGAUCGAGGGGGGCGGUUUGAUCUGCCUUGGUUGAGGUCUACGCUCUCUGAGUGCUUUUCUAGAGUUUAAUAAUGUAUUGUUUUCUGUCACUGUGGUCACUAGAGUAGUAACUUGUGCAAAGAACAUUAAGUAACAGAGUGAACAUGUAUGGCAAGCUAAAAGUGAGAACAUUUUUUCAUAUUAGAUGUGUUUCAUGUGCACCAACCAUUACACCAUGAAUGACAGCAGGAAAUGUGAAUUUUAGUGCACAGCGCAUAAAAUUAUAGAAUAACAGAAAAAUCUCUUCUGAAUCUGCCAAAGUUGUCAAGGUAACAAAGGUGAGCUGACAACUAUGUGAGAACGUGUGUGUGGGAAAAGAAAUAUGAUGUGGCCCAUUUAGAUAAAUGUAGGGGAAGAUUAACGUCUUUGUCUAUCUGCUUAUUGUAGUGGAGGGAGGAAGCAUAAGAGGAGAAAAUGUUGAGUGAAGGGUGCAGCAUUGUGAGCAGUGACGUGCAGUGGGGUUCAUGGCUGGGGAGGCACUGACUCUUUCAGAGCCAGAUCUGCAAAUAUAUGGUGGCCUGACAAACUGGAAUAGAGAGAGUGAGCAAAAGGAAC
Molecule: messenger RNA, 4456 nt
Organism: Sphaeramia orbicularis (orbiculate cardinalfish)
Lineage: Eukaryota; Metazoa; Chordata; Actinopteri; Kurtiformes; Apogonidae
Product: phosphatidylinositol 4,5-bisphosphate 3-kinase catalytic subunit gamma isoform
Exons: 12
Coding region: 200-3595 (1131 amino acids)
Biological process (GO): phosphatidylinositol 3-kinase/protein kinase B signal transduction; cell migration; phosphatidylinositol-3-phosphate biosynthetic process
Cellular component (GO): plasma membrane; phosphatidylinositol 3-kinase complex, class IA; cytoplasm
Molecular function (GO): 1-phosphatidylinositol-3-kinase activity; 1-phosphatidylinositol-4-phosphate 3-kinase activity
Source: RefSeq, a predicted model, not a curated record